Molecule: messenger RNA, 1583 nt
Organism: Aspergillus alliaceus
Lineage: Eukaryota; Fungi; Ascomycota; Eurotiomycetes; Eurotiales; Aspergillaceae
Product: RING finger protein
Exons: 6
Coding region: 241-1272 (343 amino acids)
Molecular function (GO): ubiquitin protein ligase activity; zinc ion binding
Source: RefSeq, a predicted model, not a curated record
AUCUUGGAUGCAUCUCCUUUUCUAAUUUUACUAACCAUCGAUCGACUUCUUAACAUCGAUUGCCCCCAUCUGUUCUGUGUCUCUAUCAAGAUUGCAAGACAGAUACAGAGGAUUCUUCUAGUGUUCAUGAUUCAUCUAGAAACCGCCUCCUGAACGGAGAGCUUAUCGUUAUCGCUAUCGCUGCAUGACCGCCGCGGGACCAACUCUUCGCAAUCAUACUCGACAUUGGAUUUCUUCAAAAUGGGUGUUACAUCACGAAAGCCCUCCUGUCAACAGAUCAUGGCAUCUUCGUCUCCCGCAGGGCAUCUGAGCCGUACGUCUACAGCCAAACGAAAGCGAAGCACGGACGAGAAGACCAGUGUCACAUCCACAUCUGCGAAACGUACUCGCCGGAAAGAGGGCAGCCAUGUAACAGCUUCAACGAACUCAGUAGAGGUGAUCGAUUUGACCGGCGAUUCACCCGUUGCCGGUCCACAUAAGAUAGUGAAAAGCGCAAAGGCCAAGCAAUCGCCAGACGCGGGAAAGUCUGAGCGUCGAGCUCGAGUGUUUCGCAAACACCCGCCACAGACUUUCCUCCAGCGAUUGAACCGCGCAACGACUCAAAGGAUGUUCGUUCUUGGAUACACUGUCACUGGCGCUGAUGAUGUUCCUGAGAUGAGCUUUGAUAUUGCUGGGACGACCGGAAACAUUUACAAGACAGUUAUCGGGAAAGAGCCAACCUGCAGCUGUCCGGAUGCUCGAAAAGGGAACCAGUGCAAGCAUAUCUGCUACGUUUUAGUCAACGUGCUCAAAGCGCCGCAGCAUCUCCAGUACCAACUGGCAUUCUUGUCGAUGGAACUUCGCGAGAUCUAUGAAGGAACCACUUUGAGUCGCAACCUAACCAAAUCCGAAAGUGAUAACGGAGGCCAGAGGAAGUCAGUUGAAGGAGACUGUCCUAUCUGCUUCAUGGAAUUCAAACCCGAAAAAGAGGAUAUUGUCUGGUGCCAAGCGGCGUGCGGAAAUAACAUUCACAAAACAUGCUUUCAGCAAUGGGCUGUCACCCAACGCUCUCAGGGUGUCCGCUGCGUUUAUUGCCGUUCUCCAUGGCAAACGGAUACAAAAGACCUGAACUUGGAACAGCUCACAGCUCAGGGACACUUGACUUCUGAUGGGUACAUCAAUGUAGCUGAUCAGCUGGGCCUUUCCGGCCUACGCGGUACGAGACCAUCUCUACUAUUCGACAUAUCAUCCUCACUGGGUCUCCCGACAAUUGUAUCCUUAUGGUUCGCGUAGACGCAAUUGACGAUGAGGAAGUGUGGUACUAGUCAUGACCAAUGAAGGUUUUGCGGAUCUGGUGUUCAGUGACUAAGUGUUAAGAUUGCUACAUACCGAAGCGUUGGAUGAGAGUUUGUAAAUUGUUGCUUCUCUGAGCUGGCUAAGAUACCUAGGAUUUAUUGCUAAUCGAGUAUGUUAUUGGUAUAUCUAUAUCCUGUUCGGAAAAACAGAUAUUUAUCUAUUUUCGAAAUCUUUUGGCCAUAAUGGCACAAGUAACUGUUUACCAUCAACACAUUACAAUGCUUCCACUCAUCAUGCACCCCACUGGA